This is a messenger RNA of Ipomoea nil (Japanese morning glory), 3922 nucleotides long. Its product is annotated as TMV resistance protein N-like. Gene Ontology annotation, biological process: defense response; signal transduction. NCBI's taxonomy places the organism in Eukaryota, Viridiplantae, Streptophyta, Magnoliopsida, Solanales, Convolvulaceae. The transcript is spliced from 5 exons. The record is from RefSeq and is a predicted model, not a curated record. Bases 98 to 3793 code for a protein of 1231 amino acids. Gene Ontology annotation, molecular function: ADP binding; protein binding.
GUUCACAUUCGUGGAAAUGUCUCCUCUCUGGUAAUUAAACCUUUAAACCAAAGAGUUUUCCAUUCUUCAUCAUCACCUAUCUCUCUACACCAUUGCAAUGGAACAACCUUCCUCUGUGUCUUCAUGUGGUUCCUCCUAUGAUGUUUUCUUGAGUUUCAGAGGAGAAGACGUCCGCAAGAACUUCGUUGACCAUCUCUACAGUGCGAUGCAGCACAGAGGGAUUUACACUUUCAAAGACGACGAGAAGCUGGAAAGGGGAAAGUCCAUCUCGCCCGCACUUGAGAAGGCAAUCGAAGAAUCGUCCAUGGCGGUGGUCGUCUUCUCCGAGCACUAUGCUGAUUCCACAUGGUGUUUGGAGGAACUAGUGAAAAUCAUGGAGUGUAUGGAGCUGAAAGGUCAAAUGGUUGUUCCCAUUUUCUAUGGCGUGGAUCCGUCGACUGUGAGGAAACAGAAGGAAAAGUAUGGAGAAGCCUUUGAAGGACAUGAAAAGAGGUUUGAGAAAGAAGGAGAAAAGGUGAAGAAAUGGAGGAAAGUGCUGGAGAAUGUAUCCAAUUUGUCAGGUUGGGAUCUGAACAACACUGAAAAUGGGCAUGAAGCAAAGUUCAUCCAGAAAAUUGUUGAAGAUAUCGUUACUAAAUUAGGUUCAACGAGGUCAAUUGAUGAUCCAAAACUGGUUGGGAUGGAGCCUCGUAUGCAGAAACUGUAUCGAUUGAUAGGCUUGGGGUCUAAUGAAGUUCGUUUUGUUGGAAUACUUGGGAUGAGCGGGAUUGGAAAGACAACUAUUGCAAGAGCUGUGUAUGACAACAUCUCAAAAGAAUUCGAAGGUUGUAGUUUUAUUCAUGAAGUUAGAAGCGAGUCGGGCAAGCAUGGUGUGGUGCACUUGCAACAGAAACUUCUAUCUAAUAUUCUUUCAGUAAAAGAUAUGAAAAUAGACAAUGUGUUUGAAGGAAAAAUGAUGAUACGGCAGAGGCUGCAAUGCAAAAGAGUGCUUAUUGUUCUUGACGAUGUUGAUCACAGGGAUCAAUUAGAAUCAUUGGCUGGAAACAGCGAUUGGUUCGGUGCUGGAAGUAGAAUCUUCAUAACAACCAAGGAUAAGCACUUGCUUAUUAGCCAUAAAGUGAAGAUUAUGAAAUACUUUAAAAUGAGUGUGCUAGAGGAAGCCGAAAGCUUUCAACUCUUUAGGCAGCAUGCAUUUAAUAAACAGCUGUUGCUGCCGCCGACCAAGGAAUUUGAGGAGCUCGAAGCUCAAGUUGUACACUCUGCCGGAUGCCUUCCGUUGGCUCUUAAAGUUUUUGGCUCCCUGCUAUAUGGCAGAGAUAUUGAUGAAUGGAGAAGUGAAGUUGCCCGACUUAAGGAAAUCCCAGAAGAUGAGAUUUUAGAGAAACUUAAAUUGAGUUUCAUUAGUCUCAACAAAAAUACACAAAGGGUUUUCUUAGACAUUGCAUGCUUCUUUAAUGGGAAGAAGAAAACAUCCAUAACAAGAAUACUUAAUAGUUUCGACUUCCACUCUAUCAUUGGCAUAAAGGUUCUUAGAGAGAAAUCUCUAAUAACUAUUUCAAAAGGUCGUGUUUUGAUGCAUCAAUUAUUACAAGAAAUGGGGUGGUCUAUUGUUCGCCAAGAAGCUUCAGAUGAUCCAAAAAGCUAUAGCAGGUUGUGGCUACCUCAGGAUAUUUCUCGACUACUUGCAGGAAGUGAGGGUACAGAAAACAUCCAAGGUAUAGCAUUCAACUUGCAGGAUGCAACAGAUGUGAAAGUUAGUAGUGAAGCCUUCACACACAUGACUAAGCUAAGACUUCUCAAAUUUCACAAUGCAAAUGCUUCUCAUGCCCCUAAUUUUCUCCCUGCCGAGUUAAGGUGGCUAGAUUGGCACGGAUAUCCUUCAAAAAGUUUGCCUGCUACUUUCCAGGGGCAAAAACUUGUUUCUCUUAAAAUGCAAUAUAGCCGUAUCAUACAACUUUGGAAAGGAUUCAAGGUCCUGGACAAUUUGAAAUUCAUGAAUCUGAGCCACUCUCAGAAAUUAAUUAGGACUCCAGAUUUCACAGGAAUCCCAAAUCUUGAAACAUUGAUUCUAGAACAGUGUACAAGUUUGGUAGAAAUCCAUGCUUCUGUUGGAUUUCUCAAGAACCUUGUUUCACUUAACCUUAUGCAUUGUAUAAAUCUGAAGAGGCUUCCCAAAAGCAUUCAUUUAGAAAAGCUUGAGAGAAUGACCCUUUCAGGCUGUUUGAAACUUGAAAAUUUUCCAAAAAUUGCAGCUCCCAUGGCUUGCUUGUUAGAAGUACAUGCUGGGGCUACCGCUAUAAGAGAAGUGCCAUCAUCAAUCGAGUACCUCACAAACCUGAGGUUAAUAAAUGUAAGAAAUUGCAAGCAUCUUGCAAGCCUUCCAAGUAGCAUUUGUAAAUUGAAAGGUCUGAAAGCUGUGAUUCUCUCUGGUUGUUCCAAGUUUGAGAAAUUAACAGAUGAAUUGGGAGAAAUGGAAUGUUUAGAAGAGUUGUACUGUGACAAGACAGCGAUCCAAGAGCUACCAUCAUCAAUCGAGCGCCUCACAAACCUAAGGUUAAUAGAUGUAAGCAAUUGCAAGCAUCUUGCAAGCCUUCCAAGUAGCAUUUGUAGAUUGAAAGGUCUAAAAUCUGUUAUUCUCUCUGGUUGUUCCAAGAUUGAGAAAUUACCAGAUGAAUUGGGAGAAAUUGAAUGCUUAGAAGAGUUGUACGGUGAUAAGACAGCAAUCCAAGAGCUACCAUACUCCAUUUCACUUCUCAAGAAACUCAAGAUUUUAUCAUUUCAUGGAUGCAAACCUCUGGCUUCUCCAUUACAUAAGAGUUGUUCAUUCCUCUCUAGGUUGCUGCCAGCAGGAGCUUUUCAAGAUAUCAAGGCUUCACCGUUCCCUUCUCUAUCUGGCUUAUCUUCACUGAAACAGCUGGAUCUUAGUGAUUGUAGUAUGCUAGAUGGAGGCAUUAUUCUUGGUGAUCUGGGAGAGCUGCACUGUUUGCAAGUAUUGAAUCUUAGCAACAACAAGUUUAGUUGUAUCCCAGCUGAAUCCAUUGUUGGCCUCACUCGACUUGAGGUACUUCAUGUAGUGGGAUGUGGGAGGCUUCAAAGUUUGCCAGAACUUCCAUCUAGUAUACAAGAGGUUUAUGCAGAUGAAUGCCCCAACUUAGACGGCCACAACAUAGAUUCAUUGACUAAAUACCCAAAGUUGAAUGAAGUUUCAUUCACUAAAUGUGAUCGACUACUUGAGGAUCCACGUUACGGUCACAUAGUGGAUGCAAUAUGGCAACACCUGCUAAAGGGACUAUCAAAUGACUCAAACGUCCACUUCAUUUGUGUCUGCUUUCCAGGCAUGGUGUUUCCUGAGUGGUUUACGCAUAAGAAUUGGGGAAAUUCACUAUCAGUUAGCCUGCCUCAAAAUUGGUACAAUAACAAAUUCAUGGGAUUUACAUUUUGUGUGGUUUCUAACUUGAUAACUACUCCAACUUCAUUGAAACAUAGGAGUAUAACUAAAGCCUAUGGACUUGGUCUCCAAAUCUCUUCCACAACUCGUGAAGGUCAUCAGACAACUAAUAUAAUAACUUUGGGCUAUCAGGGGAUUAAACAGAAUAUGAAAUCCGAGCUCACUUGCCUGUCCUAUUGGCCCCCCUUUGGUGAUUGCAGUGAAUGGUGUCAAAUUGAAGUUUCUGGUCGUUUCAAUUCGGUAUACGCUGGUAUUGGAAUGCGUCUUGUGUACGAGGAUGAUGUUAGAACCAGUGAUGAACCACUGAUGAUACAAAAUAACAUGCAUUGUCUCCACCAAGUAUGAUUAUGUAAUAACGAGUGAUGUUGCACACUUUUUUUAGAACUUUCUUUCUAAUGUUCAAUUCCCUACUCAUGUAACACUAUUUAAGACAAUUCUUUAAUAUUUAAUUACAAAUGAGUGCUACGUUGUCAA